AAUAAAACCAUUAAAACAAUAAUUAAAAAUCCUCUUCUAUGAUAUUGACAAUGGUUAUUAACGAACUAACUUAAAGUUUAGAAUAGUUAAGUUUGUGACGGGCAGUGUGACAGUAAAACGUCCUUUUUGUGAUGGAUAGUGCUAGCGGUAACGUUGGUGAAAUGGGUCGGCGAACCGGAGAACUUUUAAGGCGUAUCAACCGCUUCACAGACGGCCCCAUGACGAGGAAGAAGCUGAUAAUACUCUUCCUGGUGGUCAUCUUCCUGCUCCUCUACGUUGGUCCAACUUUGAUGAGCUGGUUCUUUAACAGUGAGGAUUCCGCGUCGGGUCAGAGUUUUUGCCAGAAGCAAUUUUUAAAUCCUUUCCAAGACGCUAUCGGCGAUUACGACGCUUACAUGAGACCUGAGAGCGAAGCUACAUUGUCCAGUGUACGACACAACUAUGUGCCUUAUGUCGGUAAUGGCCUAUUAGGCCUGGCUUUAAACCAUGAUAGUCAUAUUAAUAUCAAACAUGGGCGGACACUAUCGCUCCCUGUAAAAUAUCACCCUCUAUACAUCAUAGAGGAUCCAGACAUGAAGGAAUUUACUGUUGCCGAGUAUAAAAAAGGUAUCAUAAACAGAUUUCAAUGUAGUAACAGUGGCUUACAGAUUACUUAUCAGUAUUACGCACACAGAACGAUACCAUCACUGUUUGUGCAAGAAAUUUGGGUCAACAAUCCAUCAAAUAAACCUAGAAGUGUAAAAAUCUCAACGCCUAGGGUGUCGGACUGGCCGACAGCUGUCAAACAAACCGUAAAACUUCACCAAGGAGUGGACACAAAGGAGUAUGAGGUGGUCACCGGAAUGCUUGAAAUACCAGACAGUGAUAAUGUUAAAGCUGUUGCUAUCGUGUGCAGAAAGCUUGGAAAUACGAUACAAAUUGAUGCACGAGAUGGCUUGGAUUUACUUAUCUUGACAACCGUCCAAUAUAGUCAGCCUAUAAAGAAAUCCGAAUAUGCAAAGCAUAAGGAUAUAGUUGAAACCAAAGCUAUUUCGGAAAUGGAGAAGGUCAUUUCUCUAACCGGAGAUAGAGCUGCCGCUAAGAAAUUAAAGGAGAACCAUGUCAGAGUCUGGCAGGGGCUAUGGUAUACAGGAUUCUACAUUUCAGACUCGAAAGUCCAAGGCAUAAUAAAUGGAGACCGCAUCAAUGCUACUAUCUAUUCCAUUCUGUCCCAAGUCCAGAGUUACGAACAUGAGGAACAUAUAAAACCAAAGGAAAAAGCUGAAAUUUUGCGUACACUUACUUAUUCGGAAGGCUGUUACGGAGGACAUUCAACCUUAGACGCAUUUAAUUUAUGGAAACCUUUAAAUAACCUAGAAAACUUGAAUAAUGUUGCUAGUGUUUGGUUGUUGACGUUAGAAAAACAUGGCUGCCAUAAACUCCUCAAAGCCGGAGCUAGUGGAGUCAACCAAGCUAUGAUACUAAGCUUUGGAAGCUUACGAUUCAGCAACCAACAUCUUGAAUACAACAUCCAUCCUUCUAAACUACACAGAGACUUUUUAUUCCGCAGAGUCAACUACGGAAACAUGACACAUGUUAACAUAAGCGUAAUAGUCCAGGAAGACAACAAAGCAGCUAUAUUUGUAGCCCUAGAUCGCUCUGACAAGACUUAUUACGCUUGUGAUGCUGGCUGUCUCGACUCUCCUGUGCAACUUGGUCCGUACAGGAAAUACUUCCCAGUGAAGUUGACUGAUCCGUUAACAGCUAUACUAUAUAUAACAGCAGAUCAGCAGCACAUGGAAGAACUAAGGCAUGCUAUUCAUGUUGUAGAAGUAGCGGAAGCCCCAGCGCAUGAAAAUCAUGUAAUAGCCAUGCACAAACACGGUCACAGUUUGGGCGGAUUAAAUCCUCUAUUCUGGAUAUCUAUAAUAGCUCUAAUCGUCGUCUUCCACUUGUUCUUAUGCCGGAUAAUCAUGAACGAGUUCUGUGGCAGCGGUGUAGCAUACAAACGCCUGUAUAAUAAGCCUUGAAGUUGCCUUAUAAUGUGCUUAGCUUGACUGAUUGAUCCUAGAAUUCCUAGAUAUAGGAUAAACUGGACAGUGCCACAGAAUAAAUAACAGUACUACCGUACAGAGGACACUUCCUACAAAACCGAAGUUUGACAGCAAUUCAGAGACGAAUCAUGCUGUCAUUGCUGUCCCUUUCUAAUGUGUGGCACUAUCCCUUUCGGCUAUUUAGGGCUGUCAAAAUUCAAGUCAUUAUUCUACCUGUGGUCGUGCACGCAAAGGGACGUCAAGUUGUGCCAACCCUAAUAAUUGCUCGGAGCAAUGCUGAGCCGAACACAGCCGAGCAUGCUCGAAAGGAGGAGUGUCGUCCCACUGACAGUGCACACAAUCAAAACAAAUGACUAUCUAAUCUUUAAUGACAGAUAAAAGUCUGGAAAAUAUGCAGUCGUUUAAAUAAUUUAUAGUAACCAAUUUUAUUGUGACAUCACAAAUAAGGGCCCGUUCAAACCUCGCCAAUAUUGCGUGCGAUUUUUAAUACAUUUCAUCUAUCCUUCUAAGGACCAGCCAUACUAAAACAAUCCAGAACCGAUUGACCGUGACGUCACUACAUUCGUUUUCAUAAUUUUCAUAUAAAUUCCACAUCAGCAAAUCUUUUUGACAGUUCUAAAAAAGAAGCUUAUCUGACUAGUAGGAAUGUAGCCUAUUGAAUAUGAUUUAAAUUUCAUCGAACUGUAUAAGUACUAUAGGUAUGACUUUGGCCCUUACGAGGCUAUCCAUGGAUUUCGUUGUAUAUUAGUUGCUGGCAUUGUAUUGUAUAUCGCAUGCAAUUAUUGAUGUGGUUUAUAGUUUGUAGAGGCCCUAAGAUAAAAAUUCUAAUGAUAAAAUGAAUCAUUGUUGAAUGUUAUGAAACAAAUAUUUUCUGUCGCUGUUUGCGGUCAUAUUCUAUCGCUUGAAAAUUUUCAAACUUUUUGUAUAAACCUUACCCUGUAUAAUAUACUGCCACACUGAGCAUAAGAGCAAUAACCAUAGAAGGUAGGAUCCUAUAGAAAUGGUAUACGCGUGCCUCCGUAAGGGUCAAAACAGGCAAUGCGACACUAUGAUUGGUUGAAUUUAUUUGUUGCCAACCAUAACCCGUACUAAUUUAAGGAAUGUGAUGUACUAACCAUAAAAAAAUGUGAGACUGUGACAAGGACAAACAAUUAAUAGCGCUUUCGCUGCUACUCCUACUGAAAGAUACAUAAGACUAUCCCGUUCGCUCAUUUCCCCCACCCAUCAUGCCUUAUCCAGUUAGGGCCCCCCCACAUCU
Molecule: messenger RNA, 3291 nt
Organism: Cydia fagiglandana
Lineage: Eukaryota; Metazoa; Arthropoda; Insecta; Lepidoptera; Tortricidae
Exons: 1
Coding region: 132-2009 (625 amino acids)
Source: RefSeq, a predicted model, not a curated record